UUUAUUCAUGCCGGGCAAGAUGGCGGCGGUUCAGAGUAGAUGUUAUUACUGGUAAACAUAUAAAGGCAUUUUAUUCAAAUUAUAAUUGGCAGUCAGAUACUUGUACACACGCGUUCGCACUGUGUGUCAACUGAUCACGUAACAAGCGUCGAGGUCUUGUUUAUUUUACACGUCUUGGAGGUUUUUUUCCCGACUAAAUGUUCACGUUUCGAGUCGCUCGCUAACAGAGCAGCCAGCAGCCAUCUAUCAGAGCCAAGCCGCCGUCAAGUGUAGAAUGGGGGAAAAGCUGGAGCUCAAGCUCAAAUCGCCGGUCGGAGCAGAACCUGCUGGUUAUCCCUGGCCAUUACCAGUAUAUGAUAAACACCAUGAUGCUGCUCAUGAAAUCAUCGAGACCAUUCGGUGGGUGUGUGAGGAAAUCCCAGACCUCAAACUGGCGAUGGAAAAUUACGUACUCAUUGAUUAUGACACCAAGAGCUUUGAGAGUAUGCAGAGACUUUGUGACAAGUACAACAGGGCUAUUGACAGCAUACACCAGCUGUGGAAAGGAACCACCCAGCCCAUGAAGCUAAACAAGCGUCCCUCCAACGGGUUGCUGAGACAUAUCCUACAGCAGGUGUACAACCACUCAGUGACUGACCCAGAGAAGCUGAACAACUAUGAACCCUUCUCCCCUGAGGUUUACGGAGAGACAUCUUUCGACCUCGUGGCUCAGAUCAUUGAUGAGAUGGAAAUGAUGGAAGAUGACACUUUUGUCGACCUUGGCAGUGGAGUGGGGCAGGUGGUGCUGCAAGUUGCAGCAGCGACUAACUGUAAACACUACUACGGAGUAGAGAAAGCAGACAUUCCCGCUACAUAUGCAGAGACCAUGGAUAAAGAGUUUAAAAAGUGGAUGAAGUGGUAUGGGAAGAAACAUGGGGAGUACACACUAGAGAGAGGCGAUUUUCUGUCUGAAGAAUGGAAAGAAAGAAUUGCCAACACAAGUAUUAUUUUUGUGAAUAACUUUGCCUUUGGUCCAGAGGUAGAUCACCAGCUGAAGGAACGCUUCGCUAACAUGAAGGAAGGGGGAAAAAUUGUGUCCUCCAAACCUUUCGCACCUUUAAAUUUUAGAAUCAACAGUCGAAACUUGAGUGAUAUUGGAACAAUAAUGCGCGUGGUGGAACUUUCUCCAUUAAGAGGAUCUGUAUCAUGGACUGGAAAGCCGGUUUCUUACUACUUACAUACCAUAGACCGCACCAUACUUGAAAACUAUUUUGCUAGUUUAAAAAAUCCUAAACUCAGGGAGGAGCAAGAGGCAGCUAGACGUCGUCAGCAAAAAGAUACAAAGGACAGCAAAAGUAAUAGCACCACUCCAACAAAACCUAAGGAGCAACCCAAGCAGGACUCGGGUGGGGAGGACGAGCAUCCUAGCUUGGUGACGGUGGUCAAACCACCUGCCAAGCCUCGGAGAACCCGACUGUUGUCCAAAGGUCGCAAGAUAAACAAUAAGAAACGUGGUCGACCCAAGAAGGCCACCCCUGCUGCUGAGAAGAACAAGAAGAACCAGAGCGCUUUGGAUUUACUGCAUGCAAAGACUCUUUCUGCAGCACCACCUCAGGAUGCAAACCGGCCAGCGCAGAGUCCCUUUCACCAGCUACCUCUCAAGGUUCAGCACUAUACUCCCAGUCAGCUUCUGCUGAGCCCAACUCCUCCUGCUCUGCAGCAGCUGCUUGAAAACAUCAAAGUCCAGUACCUCCAGUUUACGGCCUACAUGAAGACUCCUCAGUACCGCUCCAACCUGCAGCAACUUUUAGAGCAGGAGAAGCAAAAGCACAGGGACUUAUCAGGGCAGGCGGAGCAGCUGCAUUUUGUCUGUCAGUCUCACAAGGACAAGAUCAAAGGUCUAUUUCAAACCAAACUAGAUGAGCUUGGAGUAAAAGCCUUGACUGUGGAGGACCUUCUUCAGGCCCAGAAGGAGAUAUCGGCUCACAAUCUUCAGCUGAAAGAGCAGACAAAGCAGCUUGAGAGAGACAUGGCCUUGCUGAGAGACCACAGCCUACUACUGCUGAAGUCUCGGUGUGAGGAGCUGAAGUUAGACUGGGGCUCUUUGUGUCUGGAGAGUUUGUUAAAGGAGAAGCAGGCUCUGCGCCGACAGAUUUCUGAGAAACAAAAGCACUGUUUGGAGCUGCAGAUCAGCAUCGUGGAGCUGGAAACCAGUCAAAGGCAACAGGAACUGCUUCAGCUCAAAUCCUACAGUCCCUGUGAGGGCUCCCCGUACAGAAAGAGCCUGGAGUCACGCACUCCCACAGAUCUGGACUCUUUGAAGCUCGGCUUGUCCUCAGCACCCAUUCUGAAUGGUGUUAGCCCAGAGCUGUCUUUCAAUGGCACCAGCUCACCAUGCUAUGACCGGGCAAACGCAAAGGUUGAGUUUUCUCGCUACCUGCACAUCUCCCCGGACCAUGAGCUUGUGCCUGCCACGACUGAUGCACGACAGCGGCAGCAAAGUUCCUCCCAUACGCUUCCUGACUACACACGCUUCUCACCAGCCAAGAUUGCUUUACGAAGGCACCUUAACCAAGACCCCUCUGCUCACCUACGGGGUCCAGGCCUGACCACACAUAGGGAACUCGGAGGUGUGAACUCUCCACUUGGAGCCAAACUAAACUGCCCUUCUCCCAGUUCAUCUGAUGCUCUGGGUAAUCCUAAAAUCUCAGAGAGGGGUGGUAAGGAGAGGAGUCCAACAGUUCAGGGUGACAGCAUCACAAGCCUUCCUAUCAGCAUCCCUCUGAGCACUGUCCACCCAAGUAAAUUACCAGUCAGCAUCCCACUGGCCAGUGUGGUGCUGCCUAGUCGUGCUGAGAGACUUAGAAGUACCCCAAGUCCCGUCUCUCAGGCAGGGCAGACCAAUGGAUAUUCAUCAAGCUCAGGGCUAAUGAAUGGAGGUCCCCACCCUGAGGACCAUAAUGGUGCUUCUUUAUCACCACUGUCACAUAACGGUGCUUCUUUGACGGGACCAAUGAGCCGGGGGGGUCCCAUUCAGAGCCCCUCGCUGAGCACUGGAGGGGUGCUCCAGUAUGCCGACGGACCUCCCAGAAUCCUUCCAGAAGACGGUGCAGACCGCCAAGGUGGGGAAUCAGAUGCAGAACAACAAGAACGUGAACUGCCAAGGAGGAUGUUCUCUUCUUCCUCCUCUUCAUCUUCGUCUUCCUCUUCAUCAGGCAGCGUGGCUGCAGGACCUCGCCUCCAUCAUCACACUGGCAACUCCGCCAAGCAGGGAUACCACAAUAACCACGUCAACCACCACCAGUCCCCGGGCACGCAGCACACGCCCACACACACGUCUUCGUCACACACGCUCGCCUCUCAGGAGGGGCGCAAGCGAGGCAGAAGGAAGCGCAGCUCUGCAGUUGCUGUCAUGCCCAGUGGGUCCCCGAAGAGGAGGUCAUUCCCUGGGCUCAGCUCCAAUAGCCACUCCUCAGGGUCUCCACUCAACAUCAACUCCAUGGUAAACAACAUCAACCAGCCUCUGGAGAUUGCUGCCAUUUCCUCCCCAGAACAAUCAGGCCACAGCCCCAGUGUUGCUGACCUAGAUCAACCCCCCAUCUUGAAGAGAGAGCGCCCUCUGGAGCUCAAUGGGACAGGUCGAUACUCAACAGCCCCCAGCUCUGAUGACGAGGACUCGGGAUAUCCUGCCGACAGCUCUAGUUCUAGAAUUGAAAGAAAAAUUGCCACUAUAUCCUUGGAGAGCAGAGACGGUCAUGGUAGACUCUGUGAUAGUGAACAAGGCAGAAAAUCAAGCAGCAGCAGUGGUAACAGCACAGGAAGUGAGGGUUCCUCGUCCUCCUUGUCCUCUUCCAGUAAAUGGAAAUCUACCUUUUCACCCAUUUCUGAUCCUAAGCAACCCAACUCUGACCUGAGACAGGGGGGCUCGCCGUUCAGCAUGGGGGGGUCGAGUCGUGGCACUGAUUCAGAUUCAGACCACAAACAGCAAGGGAGGAAGGGGAGUGAUGGGGAGUCUUCCAGCUAUAUGACUCCCAAUCCAUUUCUCAGCCAGGAGUUGGGGGGACGAGGUGGAGGCAGCGGCGCCGUUAUCGUCCCAGGAACUGGACCAGAACAACGCCUUGCCCUCCAGAAGCAGAAGACGUCACGUGACUGGGAGCUGAAGACCAGCAGCAGCAUGGCCAGUCAGAACCUCUUCAUUUCUGCUGCUGCCAGUAGUGGAGGAGGCAUUCUGAGUGGGAAGGUGGGAGGCAGUCCUGUAGCAGUUUCAUCAACCACUGGGUCAUCUGUGGGACAGUACCUGGGGUCUCAAUUCCCACUCGGAGGGGCUUCAGUCUUACAGUCUUUGUUUGGGGCUCAGACUGGCGUUUCCACUGUGAGCGGGACGUCUCGGCUCGUUAAUGGUCACUCGGCCCUCGGAAGCUUCUCCAGCUCUGGUCUAGCAGGGGGAGCAGCAGGAGGUAUAUUUCACCACGUGGUUCCCUCAGUGUCCUCUCAUCAGUUUGGGGCAGCGCUGCCCACCUCUGGAGGCCUCAGCUCUCUGCUCAGUCCCUCCUCCUCUUCCUCUACCUUCUCCCAAACCCAGCAACACUCCACUUCCCAGUCAGCCUCCACACGUCUGACCUCCGUAACCUCAUCUCUCCCCCCGUCCCUGUCCCAGGUCCAGCACAGCCGCACACAGUCUGUCCUUCAUAGCCCUUCUCCUCCCACACACUCCCUGCCCCCUCCUCCACCUUUGCACAGCGUCUCUUCCUCCUCCUCUGCCUCCACAGCACCUACACUCUCUGACGCCCCGGCAUCCUUUCGAUCGGAGCCCCUCCUCCCCCCUCGUCUGUCCCCGUCCUCCCUGCACCACCAGAGAGUUCAGUUAUGCCUCACCCUGUCCAUCUCCUCUUCCUCCACCUCUGCAGCUUCUGUCUCUACCACCGCUGCUGCUUCUGCCUCUCUCUCCUCUUCCUGUCUGUCGACCUCCUCAUCGCGUCCAUUUGCAGUGCACUACUCCCCUCGGCUGCCCCCUCCACCGCCAGCCAACAGUUCAGGUGGUGGCGGGGGCAUGUGGAGGACUCAGGGCAUGCAUGGUACCUACACCACCUCCCAGCUCCCCGGCUCCCGACCUAGAUAG
Molecule: messenger RNA, 5098 nt
Organism: Nematolebias whitei (Rio pearlfish)
Lineage: Eukaryota; Metazoa; Chordata; Actinopteri; Cyprinodontiformes; Rivulidae
Gene: dot1l
Product: DOT1-like histone H3K79 methyltransferase
Exons: 28
Coding region: 275-5098 (1607 amino acids)
Biological process (GO): DNA repair; DNA damage checkpoint signaling; regulation of transcription regulatory region DNA binding
Cellular component (GO): nucleus
Molecular function (GO): histone H3K79 methyltransferase activity
Source: RefSeq, a predicted model, not a curated record